This is a messenger RNA of Cladocopium goreaui, 1185 nucleotides long. Lineage: Eukaryota; Dinophyceae; Suessiales; Symbiodiniaceae. The record is from the annotation of a GenBank genome assembly.
AUGUGGGAAGCUGAUCUCCGGAUCAGGGAACGCAUGCGUUUCAAUGAUGCCAAGCUGCUGGUGUGGCCGAAGAACAAGCAGGGUAAGGAGAUGGUUGGCCAGCCUUCAAUGCAAGCACUGGCCAUGAACAGCCACAUCAUGACCCUCAUGGUUUCAGCUUUGCGUCGGCUGUGCGCUGUCAACCCUGACUUGGGCACUCUUCAAUGUGAUUCCUGGGGAGUUAAGAAGCUGUUUUCCUAUGGCUGUCGUCGAGCUGGAUUUGACAAGACCUUGUCCAAGAGCCCUCAGCGGAGAGACAUUGGAGUGAGCGACUUCUAUGGGGAACUCUUCAAAUGGUGGAGUCUCAGAAUUCGCAGGGGUGGUUCUUCAUCUUCUCUUGGUGGCAUUGACUCUCAAGUCAUUGAGCUGGAAGACUCUGGGGAUGAGGCGGGUGAUCUCAGCAUCAUCAUGGAAGUGAAACUCAAGAAGGACCCUGAGGAGUUGGAUGAGUUGGCAGGAGGUGAUCUGAAGGAGAAUUUGGCGGUGACGGUAGCGGCUGUUGACCCUUACCUGGAAACUGGCAUGAUGAGUGCAGAGCUCCAGGACUACACCGAGUCAACAAUGGCCAUCUUGAAUGAAGCCAUGAAUGCGGAAGCUGAAGAUGAAGUUGGGGCUUCAUCCAUCUACCUAGAACCCGAAUACCCUCCCGAGAAGGUCACUGAAGCCAAAGAGGUUGAGCCCGGACAUGCUGAUCAACUUCGACAACCAGCAGUGACAACUGAAGCUGAGGUGCCUCCAGCUAGUGCCCCGUCCAAGGGGUUCACGCCGAUUGAUGUGAAGGCUUGCACUGUCAAGGAUGUGGAGGAGCGGAUUCGCUUUCUGCAGCACUUGGGUGUCAAAUCAAUAUCUUUUAUGUGUGUUUUCUUGGUAGUUUGGAACGGCCUGUUUUUUUUCUUUCAAGCCACAUGGUUUAUAUAUAUAGGGAUGUUUUUGGCACAACUUAAGAAGAAGGAGGUUGCGGAGGUUGCUACGGACUUCGCUGAUACCCUUCCGUUUGAUCCAUCUCCAGUUGCGUCAGUCUUGAAGAAGCAGCUUUCUGAGAUUGAAGUGGUUGACUCACAGGAUUCUCCACCCAAGACUUCUCAGGUGUGCAGGUCUUUGGCCCACGAGUUUUCUGACAUCGAUGCGAAGUCAGGCAUGGCCUGA